Molecule: messenger RNA, 294 nt
Organism: Trypanosoma brucei brucei TREU927
Lineage: Eukaryota; Euglenozoa; Kinetoplastea; Trypanosomatida; Trypanosomatidae
Exons: 1
Coding region: 1-294 (97 amino acids)
Source: RefSeq, a predicted model, not a curated record
AUGUGUGGAGGAAGGGAGGGAGAGAGAGAAAUAUAUAUAUAUAUAUAUAUAACAAAAAUGGCGGAACGAUUCUUUAAAAAAAAAAAGACAAGAAAAAGUUUAAACGGUGGGUUUACACGCACACGAGCAUGCAAAAAAAAAAAGUUUCUUAUUUAUUAUUUUUUAUUUCUUUUUUUUUUCUCUUUUUUUUUUUUAAUCAUUUGUUGUGUUUCACCGUGGUUCGCCUGGUUUUUAUCUUCUUUGUUACAUUUAUUAUUUUAUCGUGUCACACCCCUCGUCCUGUUAUUUCCAUAA